ACACAGUCUUACGGGAAACGCUCUUCCACCAGGAUGGAUGACACAUCGGGAGAAACAAAUUUCUACUCCAAUGCUGAGGGCUACUGGAAGGAGGUUCCGCCCACGGUGGACGGCAUGCUAGGAGGCUAUGGAAACAUCUCUGGCAUCGAUAUAAACGGUUCCAAGGCUUUCCUUCGCAAAUUUCUCGGAGAAGGCGAAGGAAAGACAAGCGCAGGCAUCGCCCUGGACUGCGGCGCAGGCAUCGGGAGGAUCUCCAAGCGACUUCUGCUUCCUCUUUUCAAGACCGUGGACCUUGUGGACGUGACACAGGAAUUCCUGGAUAAAGCUAAGACGUACCUGGGAGAGGAAGGCAAGAGAGUGGGCAACUACUUUUGUAGUGGCCUGCAGGACUUUGUACCGGAGAGUGGGCGUUAUGAUGUCAUCUGGAUCCAGUGGGUGAUCGGCCACCUGACCGACAACCACCUGGUGGAGUUUUUGCGCCGCUGCCAGAAAGCGUUGCAGCCCAACGGCCUCAUCGUCAUCAAAGACAAUGUAUCAUACAAAGGAGUAGUUCCGGAUGAGGUGGACAGCAGUGUGUGUCGAGACCUGAAAAUAGUCCGCAGUCUGGUGAGCAGAGCGGGUCUAAGCAUCGUUUACGAGGAGCAACAAGUGAACUUCCCGAAGGAGAUCUACCAAGUCCACAGUCUGGCACUCCGAUAA
Molecule: messenger RNA, 699 nt
Organism: Nerophis lumbriciformis (worm pipefish)
Lineage: Eukaryota; Metazoa; Chordata; Actinopteri; Syngnathiformes; Syngnathidae
Source: RefSeq, a predicted model, not a curated record